Molecule: messenger RNA, 576 nt
Organism: Prunus armeniaca (apricot)
Lineage: Eukaryota; Viridiplantae; Streptophyta; Magnoliopsida; Rosales; Rosaceae
Source: the annotation of a GenBank genome assembly
AUGGAAGCAAAUAUUUUGAACUCAAUAGAUGAGACAGGGAGGACUCCACUGCAUUAUGCAGCAUCAAUUCGUUAUCUAGAAGGGGUUCGCUUCUUAGGCAGACGUCCCGUGGAUUCUCAUAGAAAGGAUCAUUGUGGCAACUUUCCGAUCCAUUAUGCUUCAAGCAAAGGUCAUGUCGACAUUGUUAAAGAGCUACUUCGACAUUGUCCCGAAUCAAUGGAGCUGACGAACUCAAGUGAACAAAAUAUACUCCAUGUUGCAGCAAGAUGUGGCAAGGACAAUCUUGUCAAAUAUUUUCUCAAGAAGGUUGAGUUUCAAAUGUUGAUAAACCAAAAAGACAACAAAGGAAAUACUCCUUUGCACUUGGCAAAGAUGUACCAUCAUCCGAAGGUUGUGGACCUUCUCGCUUUGGAUAGAAGGACCAACUUAAAGGUCUUGAAUGAUAGGGGCAUGACAUCUCGUGAUAUUUCAGAAAGCGCUUCGGAAACUAGUGCAUCAUAUCAUGGGUGUGUUAGGUACAAGACAGCAUUUAGUAGUCUAGAAAUUGAACAAAGAACUAAAAGGAGAAACAAGUAA